Molecule: messenger RNA, 890 nt
Organism: Funneliformis caledonium
Lineage: Eukaryota; Fungi; Glomeromycota; Glomeromycetes; Glomerales; Glomeraceae
Source: the annotation of a GenBank genome assembly
AGAAAAGAUAUCUUGAUAGAAUGCACUAUGAAAACUAUAAUGAACUUCGACGCGCUGCUGAAGUGCACAGACAGGUAAGAAAAUAUGCUCAAAAAACUAUUAAGCCGGGUAUGACAAUGAUUGAGAUUUGCGAGUCAAUUGAGAACGGAACUCGUACAUUGAUAGAGGAGAAUGGUUUAGAAGCUGGUAUCGGCUUUCCAACUGGAUGUUCACUGAAUCACUGCGCGGCUCAUUACACACCGAAUUCGGGUGAUAAAACUGUCCUCCAAUAUGAUGAUGUUUUUUACGAUAAGCUUAAGGAAGCAGUCAAAGAUGCAACAAAUACCGGAAUUCGAGAAGCCGGCAUCGACGUAAGAUUAUGUGAUAUUGGAGCUGCUAUUCAAGAAGUCAUGGAAAGCUAUGAGGUAGAAAUCAAUGGAAAGACUCAUCAAGUUAAACCAAUUCGUAAUCUGAAUGGCCACUCUAUACGUCCAUAUCAGAUUCACGCAGGAAAAUCUGUGCCAAUUGUGAAAGGGGGUGAUCAAACUAAAAUGGAGGAGGGAGAAAGUUUUGCUAUCGAGACCUUUGGUAGUACUGGAAAAGGUUAUGUUCAUGAAGAUGGUGAAUGCAGUCAUUACGCGAAACGGCAUGAUAUUGGGCACGUUCCUCUACGAGUUACCAAGGCGAAAUCUUUGUUAAAUAGUAUUAACAAACAUUUUGGUACAUUGCCGUUUUGUCGCCGUUACCUUGAUCGCGUUGGUGAAACAAAAUACAUACUUGCGUUGAAGAAUUUAGUUGAUUCUGGAAUUGUGGAAUCCUAUCCACCAUUGGUUGAUAUUAAGGGAUCAUAUACAGCACAAUUUGAACAUACCUUAAUUUUGAGACCUACUUGCAAAGAAGACAUGAAAUGA